Messenger RNA from Macadamia integrifolia, 1915 nucleotides. RefSeq names its product tetratricopeptide repeat domain-containing protein PYG7, chloroplastic. Gene Ontology annotation, molecular function: protein binding. The transcript is spliced from 5 exons. Lineage: Eukaryota; Viridiplantae; Streptophyta; Magnoliopsida; Proteales; Proteaceae. The record is from RefSeq and is a predicted model, not a curated record. The coding region runs from base 204 to 1856 and encodes 550 amino acids.
GUACUGUUGAUAAUAAACGGAUAGAGUGCUGUCUCUGUCUCCUAAUAAUGAACAGUCUAAUCUAUCUUCAGUCGUAUAGAAUUCUUUUCAUGAAAUAGUGGCCGCAGCCCUUACCAAUUAUGUGCGAAUUACUGUUAUUUUUGAGGUUGAGGAUUACUUGCAGAAGGGUAUGUUGUGACUUGUGAUUCUGAUUCUAACAGAGGAUGUUCAUGGCCUUUUUUUCUCCUCCUCCUCCUCCAUGUCAUUUUCCACCGAUGUCUGCUAAUUUUUCUGCCAAAACCAGUUUCAUCCAAAGGCCUUGUCUCUCUUUAAUCUCCAGGAGAAGUUUGUUUUUUCUGUUAUCCACAAAGGCAACUGAUAAUGGUGUAGGUGUGGUGGUUUCUGCUGAUGUUGUAAGGGAGGAGAGAGCGGUGAAGGGAGAUGCUUCUGCUACUGGUUAUGAGCAGAAGUUGGAGAACGAAGGUGGUUGUCUUGGGUCGAAUUGUGCCAUUAAGGUUUUGUCCAAAAUCGAGGAUUCGAGAUGGGCCGAAGGGAAUUGGUCUUUGAAACCAUUUGUGAAGGAUGGGAAGACCAAUUUGGGUGCCAUUAAUGAUGCAGAAUGUUCAUGGGCACACUCAGUUGACCAUGAUGUUGAAAAUGACAAGAAGCCACUGAGAUGGGUGUAUUCUUUCUCCACUGGAGCAACAGCAUGGUUGAGUUCGGCACAAUUAGCUCAUUCAAGUGCAGAGAUAAGAUUGAAUAUGGUUUAUGAGACUGGAGAACUAUUUGAAUUAGGAAUUCAGCUAUCUUACCUGCUUUUACUAUUAGGUUUGCUUGGGGUUGGUACCUUCUUUGUGAUUCGCCAAGUCCUUGUUCGUCGAGAGCUCGACCUUUCUGCUAAAGAGUUGCAGGAGCAGGUUCGAAGUGGUGAUGCUAGUGCUACCGAGUUCUUUGAACUUGGUGCUGUCAUGCUUAGAAGGAAGUUCUAUCCUGCUGCGACAAAAUACUUGCUGCAGGCUAUUGAGAGAUGGGAUGGAGAUGAUCAAGAUCUUGCACAGGUUUACAAUGCCCUUGGUGUAAGCUAUGUUCGCGAUGGAAAGCUUGAAAAGGGUAUAACUCAGUUUGAGAAUGCUGUGAAGCUUCAACCAGGGUAUGUAACAGCUUGGAAUAACCUUGGUGAUGCCUAUGAAAAGAAGAAAGAAUUAAAAUCUGCAUUGAAGGCAUUUGAAGAAGUGCUCCUUUUUGAUCCUAACAAUAAGAUGGCACGGCCCCGUCGAGAUGCAUUGAAGGAACGUGUAGCAAUGUACAAGGGAGUUCCUGUGAAAUCAAAGAAAGAGAGAUCUUGGAGGGAGUUGGCUCUGCCUAAAGGAUGUAGGCUACACAGAUUUUCUCAUCCUGCUUCUGCAAGGGGGGGAUUGCAUUGGGUGGCAUUCAAUUAUGAGCUUAACACACCUUGCAUCAUUUCGGUGCAUGUCACAAGGGAGGAAUUCAAAGAGAUUAAACUACUGAAAUUUGAAUCUUGUGAUCAAGCAACCGUCACCUUGGUGGGGUUGCAGGAAUUACUGUAUCUGGCGAACUCAUCGUUCAUCCCCAACACAUACCAGCUCGGUUCUACAUCCGUAUGGGUUCUAGAGGACGACGACGACGACAGUGGCUCAGUGAAACAUCACCAAGUUUGGACCAAGUUAUGCUACAUUGAAUGUGAUGAUUGUGAUGGUGGUCUAAAGGUUGAUAAAGUUGUUUCUUAUGAUACCAGCAUGCUCUUAGAUGUGUGGUCAAUGGUUAUCAACACAGAUAGAGAGAGAUGUAUGGGUUCUUUUUCUGAAAUCCAUGUUAAUAGUCUUGUGAGUUGGGAUGGAUGUGUGAAGAAACAUUAAAGAUAAGAUAUAAUAAACUUUCAAAUACAACAAUAUCAACAUCUUUCUUCUUGUGAGUA